Molecule: messenger RNA, 257 nt
Organism: Dentiscutata heterogama
Lineage: Eukaryota; Fungi; Glomeromycota; Glomeromycetes; Diversisporales; Gigasporaceae
Source: the annotation of a GenBank genome assembly
CAAAGAAAGAAAAUAUUACUAGACUAAUGACAAUAAAAGUUAAAGCUCUUGUUUUAGCAAAGAAAAAGCUUACAAAACUUUUAUCUCAAAAACAAUUAAACAAAAAAUACAAAAUAAUAAAAACUUUUCUCAAAGAAGUCAUUAAAAAUAACUCUUUCUCUCAAUAUACUAAAGACAAAUUAAGCCCAAAUAUCUUUUUUACAAAAUUAUUAGAAGAUACAAAAGAAUAUAAAUUAACAACUAACAAAAAAAGCUAA